Molecule: messenger RNA, 2876 nt
Organism: Mya arenaria
Lineage: Eukaryota; Metazoa; Mollusca; Bivalvia; Myida; Myidae
Product: arginyl-tRNA--protein transferase 1-like
Exons: 10
Coding region: 58-1500 (480 amino acids)
Biological process (GO): protein arginylation
Cellular component (GO): cytoplasm
Molecular function (GO): arginyl-tRNA--protein transferase activity
Source: RefSeq, a predicted model, not a curated record
AACAAAAAAAUCACGAGUUGUAAGAACUGCGAUUGUUUACUUUCGAUUUUAGCUGUCAUGGCUGAAAACAGUAUUGUAGAGUAUUUUGCUGAGCAUGAACGUUACCGUUGCGGAUACUGUGGAUCUUCGGAUACAAACUUUUCCCAUGGAAUGUGGGCCCAUGCUCUGACUGUGCAGGAUUAUCAGGAUCUGCUUGAUCGAGGAUGGAGGAGAAGUGGAAAGUAUGUGUACAAGCCGACUAUGGAUCAGACCUGCUGCCCCAUGUACACCAUCAGAUGUGAGGCUCUAAACUUCAAAAUGAGGAAAUCUCAUAAAAAGGUUCUGAAGAAGGUCAACAAAUUCCUUAUCGAUGGAAUCAAGCCUUCCAGUGACAAAGAUGAAGAGCUUGAUUACCAGACUGGUGGUGACUUGGAUAAAGAUGGUGAAAACCAGUCUAAGGGGGGAAAAGUGACACAGUCUGAGUCGUCAGUUUCCGAUGCCUCUAGUAAGCAAGAAAAACAUAUUACAAAGAAAGGUGAUGGAGUAGACCCAAGCCGGCCAUCAUGUCGUAAAGCUAAGGAGCUGAGACGAGAAAAGAAAUUAGCCAAAAUAGCUGCAAAAGCAUCACAGGGUUCAACAGACAAUCAGCAGCAGUCUGUGGGUCCCAGUCAUGCUAGCCACGGGUUAGGGGCAGGGCUGCCACGGGGGGAGAAGAGCCUUGAAGACUGGCUGGCGGAGCCCGAUAAGGCCACCAAGUGUGCACAUAAGCUUGAGAUCAGGUUAAUCCGAUCUGGUUCGAGCCCAUGUAAGGAGUUUAAGUCAAGUUAUGAAGCCUCGUAUAAACUGUACAAGCGCUACCAAAUGGCUGUACAUAAAGAAGGGGAAGAAGAAUGCUCAAAAAAAUCUUACGAUGGUUUUCUUGUUCAGUCUCCUUUAAAGGAGAGUCACCCAGGAGGGACGCUACAGCGAGGUUACGGCUCGUUCCACCAGCAGUACAUCUUGGAUGGUAAGAUCAUAUGUGUUGGUGUCAUAGACAUCCUACCCUCCUUGAUCUCAUCCAAGUACCUCUACUAUGAUCCGGAUUACAGUUUCCUCUCCCUUGGGACAUACUCAGCUCUCAGGGAGAUGGCACUUGUCCGGGAGCUUCAUCAUCAGUCUGCCUACAUGAAGUACUACUACAUGGGCUUCUACAUCCACUCAUGCCCUAAAAUGAAGUACAAGGGUGGAUAUUUCCCCUCAUACCUAUUGUGUCCAGAGACCUACAAUUUCUGCCCAAUAGAAAAGUGUGCCCCACUACUGGACCAGAAAGCAUAUGCAAGAUUUGCAGACGAGUCAAAAAAUGAUGAGGAUGGUGUAGUGGACCUAGAGAAAGUGAUGGUGUUGUGGCAGCGCCAGGUGAUGCCCUACACUAUAUACACAGCGCUCAAGCAGGGCAAGGCUAGCGACGAGGCGGAGGUAAAAGAGUACGCGGGAUUUGUGGGCCGGACAUGUGCAGAACGACUGUUUCUUGUUAGAUCUUAAUGUUACCAUGGUAAUGUAGACUAAUGUAAGAAGUGUGUGUACCAGUAAGUGAUCAUAUUGAAGAAUCUGUGAUACUAGGUUUGAAUUAUGAAUACAUGUACAUGUAAUUGUAUUUAGAUUGGACUUGUGAAGGAUUGUUAUAGUUGAUUUGAACUGAUCUUUAUCACAAUUAUUAAUUAUUUGAUUUUAAUAAUAAGAUAAUGCACUGUUAACUGGUGAACACUUUUUAACAAAUUGAAAAUGUUUUAUUAUACAAUAUCUAGACAUUGAUCUGAUUCUUUAAAUGCAUGUUCAUAUGAUUUAAUGCUGGAUUUAUGGACGAUUUGUUCAUUAUUUUUGGUAGAAGUUUAGUCUUACCAUUGCAAGGUAACAAACAAAAUCAUGUGUAUUUGUCAGGCUCGAUUUCAUCACAUUGAUGGGAUUAAAGUAAUACGAGUUGAUUGUAUAUGGCACAAUUUGUGUGAAUGAUCAAAUCCAUUGUUUUAAAAAAUGCUUUAACUUAUAUAUGUUAUUUACUACCAAUUCUUCUUUUGUUUACAUCCUAGUCUUGUAUCCACUUCAAGAAACUAAAUCAUUAUAUAAAAUAACUUUCCGGUUUAAUUUUUAUGUAUGUCAUUGUUUUAAUAUUGCUCAGGACAUCACACAAUAGUUUCACGCCAGCAGAGUUGAAUAUGGUGUAUGUGCAAACUUCGGAUUACAUAAUAUAAAAAUCUAAUAUACGAAAUCUAAGUUCUGUGUUUAGCAAGAUACUGAAAUUUUAAUAUUGUUUGUAAAAUAUGUCUGAUUCAUUUCCAUAUAUAGCUGAGUGAGAUUAAGAACUCAGGAAAUGCGAUAUUGUUAUUGUAUUAGAAUAGAAGUACAGUCAAAACUGGCUAUGUCGAGGUCGUUGGGACCUCACUAAAUACAUCAACAUAAGGAAGAUUCGAAAUAACUGAAGUUCAAGAAGUGUAUUACUUAACCCAAAAGAAUCGAAUGUUUUUGACAUAACCAAAACAUCAAGAUAACUGAACUCGACUCAGCUAGUUUUGACUGCUUAAAGCUCUCUAAUUCAAAGGCUAUUUAUUUAAAGUGUCCUGUUCAAAAUACUUAAAAUAGCUACAUCACGAUUGAAAUAAUACACUUAUGUUAAAGGGCUCAUGUAAAUUCAAGGUCUUGGCCUGUGGGUGCCAUAACUAUUACUUAUUUUGUGCCUUAGAAAGGUCUCCCUUGGAGAAUGUAGUAAUGUGGAUUAGUGUAUUGGUUAUAGACUGCAAUGCUUUAUAAAAUAAUGUAAUCUGUGUGCCCCAAUGUUGGUGUUCACUCCGCAAUUUGCUUUUUUUUUUAAAUUUACGUGAAUUUUGUUUUAUUAGUAUAUAUCAAUAAAUCAUUAAAGCAUA